Ostrea edulis (European flat oyster) is the source of this 3080-nucleotide messenger RNA. RefSeq names its product zinc finger protein 431-like. The record is from RefSeq and is a predicted model, not a curated record. Gene Ontology annotation, cellular component: nucleus. The coding region runs from base 258 to 1556 and encodes 432 amino acids. Lineage: Eukaryota; Metazoa; Mollusca; Bivalvia; Ostreida; Ostreidae. The transcript is spliced from 3 exons.
UGAUGUUGAUCGGGUUUGAGAUUCAGGUGUUGGUUUUAGUCCACAGUUUCCACAGGCACAAGACUAAAAUUCAAUCGACUGAUCAAGCUAUGCGUUAUUCCAUCCAGCAACAUUCCUGCAACUUUAAAGAUUCCAUAGGCAUCUGGACUUUGAAUAACCAUCCGAUAACUGAAUCCUCGCGUCUUGGAAGAUAGAUCUGCGAAAUAAAGUUGAAGAGUGACAGGAGUACUUUAACCUCGGGUCUAAAACAGACAGAGAUGUACCCUUUGACCUUGUUGGUGACCCCUGAAAUCAAGACCGAAGCUAAGGAUGACUUCGAGGGCAAACAGCAUCAGGAGAAAAAGAAGACAAAGAAGAAAAUUGAGGACCGAUUUAAAUGUGGGGUUUGUACUAAGGCAUUUAAUUACGCAUCGCUCUUGCGGGCCCACAUGAGAACACACACAGGGGACAAGCCUUUUAAGUGCGAGACCUGCGGAAGAGGUUUCACACAGUCAUCAAUUUUGCGAAAACAUCGAAGAAUACAUACAGGUGACAGGCCGUAUAACUGUCAAGUGUGUGGGAAGACUUUUAGCCGGUCAGAGCAUUUAACAACACACGCUCGUGUACACACGGGCGUUAAACCUUAUAAAUGUGAUGUUUGUGACAAGGCGUUCAAGCAGUCGUCUGGGCUAAAGAGACACAAACGCAUACACACAGGGGAACCGACGGAGACCUACAGUGUCGAGUACACGUGUGGAGUUUGUAGUCGUGAAUUUCACUACGUGUCUCAACUAGAGGCACACAUGCGGACACAUACUGGAGAAAAACCAUACGAAUGUGAAUACUGUGACAUGUCUUUCAGUCGUUCGGGGCAUCUGCGGUGUCACAAGAGAAUUCACACGGGAGAGAAACCUUACCACUGUGAAAUGUGCGGAAAGUCAUUCCGUCGUAGACAACACUUACGCAGUCAUAAGAUGACACACACGGGACAUAAACCAUACAAAUGCAAAAUGUGUGAUAAAGCAUUUAAUCAGUCUUCAAGUUUACAGAUGCACAUCAGGACACACACGGGGGCUAAACCAUACAACUGUGAUGUGUGUGGUAGGGCCUUUAAUCGGUCUUCCAACCUUCACAGACAUAAGAUUAUACAUACUGGUGAAAGACCAUACAAGUGUACCUUGUGUUUGAAGACAUUUCGACAGUCGUCCAAUUUGCAGACCCACCUGAAGCGCCAUGCUGCUCGAGCCACGGCCUGCAGUGAAGACCCAGUGGAGACAGAGGACCCAGUGGAGACUGAGGACCCAGUGGAGGCUGAGGACCCAGUGGAGGCUGAGGAUUCAGUGGAGGCUGAGGACCCAGUGGAGGCUGACGACCCAGUGGAGGCUGAGGACCCAGUGGAGGCUGACGACCCAGUGGAGGCUGACGACCCAGUGGAGGCUGAGGAUUCAGUGGAGGCUGACGACCCAGUGGAGGCUGAGGACCCAGUGGAGGCUGAGGAUUCAGUGGAGGCUGACGACCCAGUGGAGGCUGAGGACCCAGUGGAGGCUGAGGUCUCAUCCGAAGAAGAACCACAGUAAAUGCAGACAGGGCAACGUGAACAUCAUGGAUUAUUCUAGUCCAAUGAUGGUGGAUGUAGAGAAAAUUACCAUGGGUUGUAUUUCAUAGGAAAGUUUAAAACCAGCCCACAUUAAUUUUCUGAAUACACUUAUAUAUAUAAAACUAGAUAUUAAAUUUUAAAUCAUGAAUGUAUAUGAUGUGAUUUCAACAAUGGGUUUUUAUCUAUGUAACUUGAUUCAUUUCAAUGUGUGUAUGGAAAUAGGGCAGUGUGACAUCACAUUUUAUUAAAUCCUAGUUUAAUAUGACCAGGUCAUGCAUGAUUAUCCACCCCUGGCUUAGCAGCCAAUCAAAAUUGUCAUGGGUGUAGCCACCAAUCAAAACGUGUCAUUUUUACCUACCCCAGACUUUAUAUGUAUCUUUGUUAUACUGUUGCAGUGUCGUGGGUUCUAUGUAUCUCUGUAGCUGCUCAAUUUCCAUUGUUGUUGUUAUCGUGUGACAGGAAAUUUCCAUAUUCCACUAUUUCAAAAGUAAAAGAAAUUUCAUGAUUAGAAUGUGAAUAAAAUUCUGUAAGGAUAAUUAAACAUUUCACAUGUAUAUAUUUACAUUUCCAAUGUAUUUGUCUUUCAUAUCGUUACCAAUUGUACCGAUAGCCCAAUAGGAUUUCUUCAUCAAUGUGCAACAGUUGUGAACAAUGCACAUAUGAAUACAUGUAUUGAUAAAUAUAGUAUGUCUAUAUUAAUGGCUGGAAAUUGAACAGAAAUGAAAAUAGAUUGUAAAUAUUAAGAAAUAAAUUUCUUUUUUGAAAAUACGCUGAGGGUAUGAACAGCAGUGAUUCAUGCUGGCGUACUUUUCAUUCAUGAAGCACUAACACGCAUUAUGAAGUACGCAGGCGUGAAGUGUCGCUGUUCAUACCCUCGUGUAUAUUUCAAAAAUGAUAUUCGUUUCUUAAGGUGGCUCACUACACCAGAAAUAGUUUCUCAAAUGAGUACAAAUUGAUUUAAUUAUAAAAGAUAUCAUGAUAUACAAUAAGUAUAUGGAAAAAAAAAAAGGCAAAAAAUAUACAAAUUUGGAUUAAAACAUGAUUUUCAAAAAAAAUAUUUCAUUACAUAUGCACAAAAUACUCUGGGGAAUUUGAACUGAAGAUCUGCAGUUCACCAGCCCUAUGCUUUAACCACUGAGCUACGAUGAUUGACAAACAAAUCAAUCGAUACAAAUAAUUUCACAAAAUAUUUAAAUCACCAUCUUGUGACGUGGUGUCAUACAGAGUAUAAGCUUUAGUGUUGUGAGCUACCUUAAAUGAAUGAUAGAUGUAAUAAUAUUUUUCUUGUAUUACAUGUGUAUUUUACGAUGCUUCUGAAACCUUUACAAUUUUUUUAAAUAUUUUAUGAAACUGCUUUAUGGUAUCUCUUUUGAUUUUUUAUACAUUUUAUUUAAAUUGUAGUUUUUUUAAAGCAUGCAUUUAAUGUAUGGUGGAAUAUCUGCAUUUUUCAUCAUUGAGAUGAUUUUAAAAUUUUUAAUGUGGACAAUAUACAUUGCUCUAUCAA